Fusarium odoratissimum NRRL 54006 is the source of this 381-nucleotide messenger RNA. RefSeq lists its product as uncharacterized. Bases 1 to 381 code for a protein of 126 amino acids. NCBI's taxonomy places the organism in Eukaryota, Fungi, Ascomycota, Sordariomycetes, Hypocreales, Nectriaceae. The transcript has 2 exons. The record is from RefSeq and is a predicted model, not a curated record.
AUGGCCACGACCAAUAACACUCCACUCUCGGCGAACGAACAACUGAUGCUUGAUGAUAUCUGCAACACCUUGGAGAAUGCUCAACUUUCCCAGUGCCCCAAUUGCCCACUCACAGGCGUUUCUGGCAGCACCCAUUGCCAUGGUUUCAAAUGCGGAUCCAAAUUGCCCGGCUCAAUUUCUGAGGUAAAGUGGGCUUGUGCAACGCGCAUACUCAACAUUGUGUGGCUGUACGUGCAACAGCAUGGGCCGCUUGACCAUGUUCUUGAACUAGUCAUUCUUGAGUUCAUUGAUCCCGCCAUCGAGCCGGACUCAGAAUGGAUUAUUGAGCACUUCAACCCAGCAUUGAUCCUCCUGAAGAACUAUCGUGCAGAGAUCCUUUGA